Molecule: messenger RNA, 4992 nt
Organism: Parasteatoda tepidariorum (common house spider)
Lineage: Eukaryota; Metazoa; Arthropoda; Arachnida; Araneae; Theridiidae
Gene: wapl
Product: cohesin release factor wings apart-like
Source: RefSeq, a predicted model, not a curated record
AUCGUCCAUUGUUACCCCCCUCCCAUUUAGGACGAGGUUCAUGUAAUGGCGGUUGCAACGUUGUACGAUCUGUUUAUAAUGUUGUUGUCAUUAUGCAAUUUUAUGAAUAGAUUUGUGUAAUUUGUCUUCAUGCCUUCACGAUAAAUACAAUUUUGAUUAUGAAGUCAAAAGAUUUGAUGGAUUUUGUUGAAAAUUUUUUCUGUUGGAAAUGUGUUCCAAUUUCUUUGAAAUGUGGAUGCUUGCUUCAACAAUUCGAGCGAAACAAAUGAAAAUAAAUAUAUUGUAAUCUGACGAAUAACACUAAGUGCAGAGAUGUCAAGACUUGGGACAAAAACUUACAGCCGUAAGACAGAAUGUAAGACAAGUGUCCAAUUUGAAAAUUUGUUAACUGAGAAAGGCAAUAAACCAUCUACUGCCAAAGUAUCUGUGGCUGGUGUUCACAGAUGGGGUAUGACCACGUUUACCUCUUUGAGGAAGUCACGAAUUAAUGGACAAAAAACUACAACUUCUGGUGAAAGUGUUUCGGUUGAACCAGUUAAGCGAAUUAAACUAGAAUUGGAUGCUCCACUGAGUUGUUCUGAUGACCCGUUUUCAUUUGAAACUGAUAGUGAGGCUGUGCAUGAGAAAAACAUGAGUUCUUUAGCAGCUCUUAAUCCUUCUGGUUUGAAUGUGGAAACCAAACCAGUUGUACCAAAGCCAAACAAGUUUUUUAAAAGUGGUUCACGCGGCUCUAAAAGUUCAAUUACAAAAAAUAGUGAUUUUGAUGCCGUGAGACUUUCAGUACCUCCAGCUUUUAACUCUUUGCAAAAACCUCAAUCUUUACCUAAAGAUUCUAAUGAUUUCCAAAGACCUAGGUCUGUUAAAGAACCUAAAAACUCUCACAAUUUUCAGAAACCCAAGCCUUUAAAAGAACCUAAAAAUUCAAAUAAUUUACUUUUAAAUGUUAACACAAAUGUUAUAAAUGAUUUUACUCAUUCAUCUGACGUUUAUUUGACCAGUGUCAAUCCACAGAUUACAGAUAUGUAUGCCUCUCCGUCUCCACGUGAAAUUAAGACUUCCAAUGCUUCCAAUAAUCCACAUAUGCAUUACAUAAGUUCUUUAAUUCAGCCUGUUGCGUCAAAUGAUGCUUCAUCUCGUGCAUUUGAUGCACUAUUGACACUUGAUCUUCCUAAUAAAAACAGUGAAACAGAUGUACUUACACAGCUCGGUACUGCAACUGAAUCACUGAAUUACAUUGACGAUAAAAUGCUAAAGUAUUCUAAUUAUGAUUCUGUGACUCAAAGUGUUCUCAACAGUCAGCAUAUAGACUCCUUUCCUUCUCAUGAUAAUUUAUUUUUUGAAAAGAGUUCUGAUUCUUUCAAUGGACAGAAAAAUGAACUUGGUAUUCCAAGUCAGUAUUUAAGUGAAAAAACCAUUUGUGAUACAAAUGUACUGGACGAUUUUGUGUUAAAUGAUACAGUUUCCAAACCUGAUGCAUCAUCACAAGAGUUCACCAUGUCAUCUUUGGAAAUCGUUUCAUCUCAAGAUAGUUUGUCUACUAAAGAAAAUAAUUCAACUCAAGAAACUGUUCUUUCUCAAGAUUUUGCAUCAUCGCAAGAAAGUAUUUCAUCCUCACAGGAAAAGACAGACCCUAAUGCUGUUGCAAAACAGAGUUCAAGAAGAAAAAUAUUUAGCUCUUCUUUAAAAUUUAAAGCAAAGUACAACCAUCGACAUUGGCAUUCUUCUAAAAAAGGAGAUGAGAGUUCAAAUGAUCCAGAGGCUUCUUCCUUAGCUGAUGAAUUUGACCAAGAAAUGAUUAAAGAAAGCUUUGUUGAUGAUUUAAUACCCAGUGUCUCUAAUACAUCGUCUGGUGAUAUUAGAUCCUUUAAAUGUCCCAAAGAAUCUAAAGAAUACUAUACGGUUGUUAAGAAUGUCAAGCAAGCUUAUCAGUGUCAUGAGUCUGGUGAAACUCAAGAAUUUAAUGAUGAUAUUGAAUAUUUGUUAGAGUGUGUCCAAGAGUGUAAUGCUAUAGGUACCAGAUGUUUAAGUGUGUUGAAUCUUGCUGCUAAAUGCAUGGGACCUGCCUUUCGCAUACAUCUUCGUGCCCAUGGGACGAUGCCUAAAAUAUUUAGUGCCUUAAAAGAUGCUCCGGACGAUCCAAAUUUAGCUUUAUGUACAGCAACAUUGAUGUUUGUUUUAAGUCAAGAUAGACUUACUAUGGAUAUAGAAGCAAGUACUUUGUCCUUAAUGCUACAAUUACUGGAAACUGAUCCUGAAUUGAGGAAUCCUGACAAAGAAAUUGAUUUGAUAUUGAAAGAUCCUGCUCUUUGCGCUAUGCAAGACAAACACAGGGAAAAAGUUUAUCAAUUGUGUGAAGAAAUGCAGCAAAAGGGACAUGCUAAGCAUUUGAAAUUGGAUAAUAUAAAUACGGGUAUUUUGGCUAUGGAGACACUGUUAAGUUUAACAUCUAGAAAAGCUGGCGAAUGGUUUAAGGAAGAAAUGCGAACUCUACGAGGCUUGGAUAGGAUUGCUGAUACUGUUACCUCAUCAGCCCAUAUGUUGACUCCAGAUGAGAAUGAAAUAAUUUCCCAUCCGACCGAUGUUCAAUUGGAUAAAAUUAGAAAAAUCGAUCGAUGUCUAAGGGUUAUAGAAAAUAUUACACAUAUGAAUCCUGAAAAUCAAGAAUAUCUUAUGCAUUACAAGAAUUCUUCAUUGAUUUAUGCUGCUGUUAACCUUAUGAAACUUCUUAAAUCUCAUUUACUGGAGCAAAAACCUGUUGAAUUGGAUAUUUCUGUUAAUGAAGAAGCAGCUCCUAAAUCUAACAAAGAAGAGUCUCCAAUCUUGUCUUGUCUUCUUAAUCUGCUGAAAAUACUUAGCAACAUAACAUACAAAAUAGGAUUAGAUGAUUCACAAUUCCCUCCUGAGGAAGGCCUUAUGGACCACAUACUUAUGUUGAUUUUACAAGUUCCAAGGGCUGUGCCCUGUGAAAAACGAUUCGAUCUUUUAGUUUUGUCCCUUGGUCUAAUGAUAAAUUUAGUGGAAUACUGUCCUGACAACAGCGCUAAAUUCAUAGAAAUGUAUGGCUUGGGCUCAUUUGAUACUGUGAAUGAUGGUUAUGAAAUGCCUGCCUCAGAAGCUUUUGUUGAACUUAUGUUGUCAAGAUUAGAUGCCGCUAAGCUUUCUGAAGAACAGGCCGAUGAGCUUUUAAAUUCACAAGAAGAAAAACAAGCUGCUUCAAUUGAAAAGAAAGAUAUUGAAACUGCAGUAGAUGAUUUGGAAGAAACUCUCAUGAAAACUCUGCAAAAAGCUGGAAAACAUAUGGAGCAUAGCAUUAUUGCUGCAUACAUUGUCAUUUUACUUGGCUGUGUUGCAUUAAAGAAUCCUGAUUUCAUUGAUAUUUUGAAAGAUUAUGUGCCAGAUGGAAAUCUUGAUGUCAUGGUUGAAGUUCUAAAAAAAUUCAAGAGCUUUGUGACUCUAACAGGCUCAGUGGGCAACAGAGAAUUGGUAUCUAUUCAAAGUGUGAUUCAAAUUCUGGAAUCCAGCUAACAUGAAGUUAUUUCCAAAUGUGUGUAGAUAUCUGAAAACUUGAUUGUAUCUAAUAUGAGAGAAAUCAGUUUCAACUAUAACCUAUGCAGUUAAGAAACUAUUCAAACCACUUAUUAUUUAUGCCGUACUAAUUUUCUAAAAAGAUGUGUGGUGGACUUGUACAUUUGUUAAAACAAUUCAAUUGCAAAUAUUUGUCUUUGAGCUGUAAAUGAAAAUCAUUUAUUUUAACAGUGGCAUUGAAAAUGCAGUUUGUAUACAUUUAAAGCAAUAUAUAUAAAGCAAGUAGAUAAAUUGAAUUGGAUAUGUGCUUGCAUUUGUUCACCAUUUCAUCACUUUAUUUUUGACAUCAGGUUAAGCAUUGAACUUUAGAGUAGUUGUAUACUUUUGCUUGUCUUUUCUUUUUUUUCACAAAUCAUUAAUGCACUUAGCAUUGUAAUUUGCCUUGUUGGAUGAUUUUCCAUGAGAUUAAAUUAUUCAAGGUAGGUUCUGUCCGCUCAUUGUAUAUGAACAUUGUGUAUAGUAGUCAACACUGUGUUUCUUAGCUGGCUAUAUUGGAACCAGCAAACAUAUUAAAAACUGUGCCUACGCAAACCUGAUAAAUUUAAUUUUGUUUAGGACUUGAUAUACUUAUCAAAUAUAUUAAUUAAAAAAAAUGCUAAAAAAAAAACUAUAUAUAUAUAAAUAAGGUGAAUAUUGUUUUAUUUUAAGCAGAGCACUUUUUAUUUUAUUUCCUGACAUACAUGCACUUGUAUUCAUUUUAAAAAAAAGAUAUUUUUAAUUUAUAAGUACAAUGUGGCAUUCUACAACUAUAUAAUGCCAAUCACUCCAUGUUAGUAUGUGUGUUUGUACGUGACUUUAUAUUAUAUUGAAAAAUGCACCGAAUGUUUCAUUGCAGUAUCCCAAAGAUUUGCUCUUUCAUUAUGUACAAAUUGCAUUCAUUUGUGUGGUCCUGUUGAAUUUUAUAUUGUGUUACUUGAUGAAAACUGUUGAUUUGUGAUAAUCAUUUGUUAAAUUUAAAAUGAAUAGUUUUCUCAAAUUCCUAACCCUGUUUCAUCACUAAAAAAUACUUUAAACUAUUAUCCAUUCUGUUUAGCCCUGAUAUUAUGAAUUGUUAAUUAUUUCUCCUGUAUAAUGUUAAAGUUAUUAAUCUCAGUUGUUUGCUGGUUUGACACUUUUUAAGAUUUUCCUAGCAAUUGAAUUAAAACCUGUUAAUUCUUUUUUUAAAAAAAAUUUAAGGUUCAAAUGAAUUAGACAAUAUUAUAUGUUACAUUUCAUUAUUUAGUGAUGUUUCAUAGCUUAAAAAGUGAAUUAUGCAAGCAUGAAAUCUAACAUUUGUAAAUAUCUCAAAUUUUUAUGAAAUAAUUUGUCAUUGUGAUUUUGGUUUUUAAUUGAGAUUGAACAGAUUUGUAUUUGACGAAUAUGUAACUUAUAUGAGCAUUGAAUGGGUAAUAAAUUUAUUUUAAAAUA